This is a messenger RNA of Drosophila busckii, 3000 nucleotides long. RefSeq lists its product as uncharacterized. The transcript has 6 exons. Gene Ontology annotation, molecular function: sodium channel regulator activity. The record is from RefSeq and is a predicted model, not a curated record. Lineage: Eukaryota; Metazoa; Arthropoda; Insecta; Diptera; Drosophilidae. Gene Ontology annotation, biological process: regulation of sodium ion transport.
CGAGAGAAAGCAAAAGAGAGAGAGAGCGAAAGAGCGAGAGAGCGGGAAAGCUCUGCGCUAGCAGCAACAGAGCGCAAGCGUUGGUAAAACGGGAGAGAGUGACAGCGAGAGAAAGAGAAAUAGAGAGCGAGUGCUUGGGGUAAACAUUUGUUGAGCCAAGGGUUUGUUUUGGCUUCGACUUUCGCUUUCGCUGCCACCAAAAAGAAAAAAGUAGUAAAAGUAAAAGUGCGCAAUGCCGUAUCCUUUUGCCAGCCCUGGCUACUCUCUCCCAGCACAGUUUCUUUCAGGCACGCACAGCAGAAGGACGUGUUAGAUUGCAGCGCGCGGAGCUUGGCCUCAAAACAAAUCAAAAGUCAAUCAGCAGGAACAGCAGCAGGAACAACAACGACAGCAUAGAAAAAACCCAUUAGCAACAUAAUCAAAUAAACGAAUCGAGCAUAUAAGCAAACUAUAUCAAGUAUACGUUUGCUAAAAUUGGAAAACCAGAAAGUGCUAUAAAUACUCAGCACACACAACUAAUCGAAGUUACGCCCCCUAUUUGUGUGAUAGCCCAGUGCUGCAAACAAACUCAAUCACCUUGAAAACGGCUGAGGGUGACAGACACAGGACACCAGCACCAGCAGCAGGACAAGAAAUCAACAAGUCGUAAAUUGUGAACUAGAAAUCGUAGUCAUCGUCGUUGUUGUUGUUGUUGUUGUUGUUGUUGCUGUCAAAGAUGGCGCGACGCAAGGAUAAGCCGCGUCUCAUACCCGAGCAGGAUAAGCGCAUCUGCCGCGCCAUCUGCCUCUGCCAACUCACCAUGGUGCUAUCCUGUGUAUCCAUUGUGUAUCUCAGCGUGGCCAUCUACUCGCCCUCACUCAAGUAAGUGUUGUUACAAAAGCAAAGUGCGACAGACAAGCUAAUAAGUUUCUAUAGAGCCUUCAAAUCGGGCUUUGAACUGGAUCCGGUUAUGUGCCAAACUGUGGAUCGUCAGAUGCCCAACAAUUGUCCCUGGGCCUCAUGUGGCGAAUGGUGUCUGACCAGAACCAGCGGCUUCUGCCCACAAAUACACUCAGUGGUGCGUCGCAAUGGGACGGAUAUACAGCUAAACAACUGUAGCCGUAUAGCAAAUACUUCCUGCGCCAUGAUUGACCUGAAUCGCCUGAACAAGUUCAACUGCAACAAUGGCACCGUUUGCAACAACAUACGCGGCGUUUUCAACUGCUCCAAUGGUCAUUGCAAGAACAUGUCCGAGUUCUUUUUAUGCCAUCACAAGCCGGAUGGGCCUACGAUAAACUCUGCCAAGGAUAAUACCAAGCUGAAUGGCUUCUUCGAAUGCCACGGCGUGCACUGCACCAAGAUUAAGCGACCCUUCAGCUGCGAUCGCUACUGCUCACGCAUCACCACCACCAACGUCAAUACGCUUAUUAUGCAUGAGGACAAUCUUAUUACCGCCGACUGUGAGAGCGCAGUGGCCUUCAAUGAGGCGCGUGGCAAGGAGCAUGGCGUGCGCAUUAAUCCCACCGAGAUUUGGAAGGAGGACGAUGGCAAUCUGCUGACCAACUGUGCGACAGUUACGCGUGAAUCGGACAAUCGCAUCACCGCCACGGACUGUAUUAACGGCACCUUACUAGAGCAUGAGACGCUGCCAGCGCCAUUUAUGAACUUUACACAGUUCUGGGCCAUCUAUGACAACAGCACACGCGCUGUGGAUUCCGAGCAAAAGUUCCUGCCCAAUCAGGCUAAUCUGACCAUAUACCCCUGGAAGAAACUCUUUAUUAAUCUGGAGGGCUGCGUUAAUACGCUGCGUGGCGAGUGCAAGGACUUUGUGGCGCGCUAUGGCAGCGAUGGCGACAACAAUACGGCACAGUCACGCUACCAAUGCUACUACAACAAGGAUACCAAUGUGGAGUUUGUGGUCGCACGCUAUGAUCUGGACAAAGUGUACAGAGAGCUGCUGGUGUCACUAAUUUUGCCCAUAGUGCUGUUUGUUAUAUCCUCCAUAUCGCUGUGUAUUAUAACCAAGUCCGUAAAGGUGGGCGACGAUGCCAAGAUGCGUUGUGUGUGCGCUGGUGAGGAUUCCGAUGAUGAUGUCUUUGGCAAUGCCAAGGCCAACACACAGCCUGAUCAAGUGUACGAUACGGACGAUGAUGCAGUCGACUUGGAGCAGCAGGGCGCUGCAGCUGAGGGCGGUGAAGAGAUGCUAGUAAUAGAGCAGGAAAUACGCUUGGAGACGCAUGAAAUGAUUGGCAGCACCAAGUCGCUGAUACCCUUGAGUCCAACGGACAAUAGUGCGCAAUAUUUGGUAGAGGAUGAAGAUGAAAAGGCAGCCAAAUGCGAUGUGCCAGAGAAGCCACUGGUUAUACUCUAAGCCAAGUUAGCAACGACUUAAGCUACAAACUGCUCCCAAACCCAAACACUUAGCAAUCUUUACUCUCAAACAAUGGAAACUGAAUUUACUUUCUACUCAGCGCUAUUUACCUCAACUUUUAGUAAAACUCAACAACGAUAGCACUCUUUAGUUCUCUGCUAGAUAACUCUAAUUAGUAACAAUUUUAAUACUCAAGAGCUUUAUCAAUCUCUGCCUAGAGAGAUUUUGCGAACAGCCCCACAACACAAUUUGGUUCAGUUGAUGUGCCUUCGACAAUCUGCAUUUAUACAACUGUCAAACCAACGAACAAUUCGCCAGAACUAACAAACGAAAUAGCGCAAGAGUCUGCUGAACCAAACUCAAAGCCUUCGGGUUUUAACCAAACUGGGAACACAGCACCAACAUUUUUGGGCAACUGCAUUUACUUUUAGUACAUAGUAUUUACAAGUACGCGAACCUAACUUAACUGCAGACACCAAUUUACUAAAGUAAGAAAGGCAUUUCGACUUUGCCUAAGUUUUUUCGAUUUCGUAGCUAUGCAAUAUACAACAGAUAUACCUAUUAUAUAUAUAUAGCAUGUUAUACUAUUAGUUUAGCUUAACUCGGGGAAGUGCACCAAAGCAGGCUUGACUAACUACACUUUUGAUUAA